GGUCCUGCUCGGCCAGCAGGCUCACGCUCGUCAUCGACGGCAGGGCGUCGGAGCUGAGGGACGACACGGGGGGACCGGGCCGAGACGGGGCUGUGUGUGCGCUGGCGGGUGGAGGCUCGCUCACUCUCGGGGCUGCACAUAAUUAUGUAGGAGACAAAAUGGUGGUGGAGAGUGGCACCAACCUGCAGGGACGUGUGACCAUGUUCAGGGUGUGGGGCAGAGAACGCAGCGUGCACGAGAUCGCCACCAACACCUGCACCGAUGGUGAUGUCAUCAAGUGGCACGGAGACGUGUGGCUCAAUCAUGACUGCACACCUGUAGUAGACCAUACGGUCAAAUGUGUGUGGUCUCUGUAUGAGCUGAAAGUUCUGCUCCUCAUCCUCGGCCAUAACAACCCCAUCUCCUCCACUUACCAGGCUCGAAACAUCACAUAUCACUGGUUGAGAACAGUUCUACCUGAGAAUAUUCAGCUGCCUACAGUAGUUGUGUUGAAGGCCAGAAGUUCUGCUCGGUUCUACACAGGAAACAAAACUGGUACAGGAAGUCAGAGGGACAAUCCUAAUGCAAACUGGUUUGAGGUUUUGGCUCAUCUGAAUGUGAUACCGUAUGAAGAUGUGGGAAAGAUUCAGGAACAAGUCGUGAUGAUCCUCAGACACGGUUACAUCUCACCUCAGGAGUAUGUCCUGGUUACACAUGAGGACCAUGUGCAUGUUUACCCUACAGACUCGAAUGUAAUUCCUCAUUCAACACCGGAGACUAGCGUCACAGGUACAGGUUCAGCCUCCACCUCACCUGUUACACCUGAGUCUCCACCCACAGACAGUUUCUUUAAAGUGAGUGUGAACGUGACCAUCACAGGACCAGAGCAGGAUCCUGAACUCACUCUUCAGAGCUGGCUGCAUAAAACUCUCUCUUCUGAAGGAAUGUUUGUGCUGAACUUUCGAUUAACGUCUCAACAAUCAGGGGGUCGAAGUUUAGAGGAAUGCAGCGGCUCAUCGAGUAUGGGAUUUUUUCUGAACUCAGCUCAAAGCUGUGACUUUCAGAUGCUCGUGACAUCAUGUUUGAACGUUGAUGAAACACAGAAUCAGAUCCGUCAGAUGUUGGAGCAGCCGUACAGCAGCGGCUCUGUGAACCUGGACGUUCACCACAUCCACAUCACACACAUAUACCCUGGUCAGUGUCUUCAACAUCCUCAGCAGACUCGUCAGGGUUUGUACAUUUGGAAGAGAACUCCAGCUCAGCAGAGACACAUACAGCCCUGUGAAGGAGAUACGACACACAGAGCAAUACGCCAGUGUUUGCUGUGUGCAGUGACUAGCCGUGCGGUGUGGGUCGCUCCGGACCUGAGCGACUGUCCCACUGUACUGAACACACUCUCGGACCUGGAGCACAUCACAGUCACUAAUGACACAGCAGAAGAUGUGCUAAAGAUAAUCAAGGACAUCAUGAAGGAGAGCGAGGCCCUGAAGGAGGGAGACCUGUGGCUGGUGCUGAACACACUGGAGGUUGUGCUGAAUGUCAGCAUCAUGACCUCUGACCUUGCACAAGUCAUCAUCAACAUCACAUCAGACAUCCUGAACUCAAAGAGUGACCUUCAUCAAUUCACUAACUAUAUUCUGAACAUCACAGACAUGGUGGGAAACAGAAUGUCUGAGCAGAACAACAGUUCUAUCAGUGUGGUGGCUGCAGCGUUAGUUCUGUCUGUGGUUAAUGUUUAUACGGAGAAUUUCUACAAUCUAACAUUUGGAGUCACAGCAAAGACCAACAACCCAAAUCCAGCGGUGUAUAUUAAUCAGGACCCAGCAGAGGGCACUGUGGCCUUCAUCUCACUCCCUCCAUCUCUCUAUGCCAGUUUUCCCCCAAACUACAACCCCAAUCCCCAAGUCCAAUUCCAGUUCUAUGGAGUUCCUGCACUCUUUCAGAAUUGUGAGAAAGGGAAAGUGUUGAAUACGUAUGUUGUAGCUGCCAGUGUGAUUAACGCAGAGCAGCCCAUCAGUGAUCUGAAGGUUCCAGUUGUUGUCAUGCUGCACCACCUCAACACCAACACACUCGGUAGAAACGUUCAGUGUGUGUACUGGAACUUUAAUAUGAACGGUGGUUAUGGAGGUUGGAGCCCCAGAGGAUGUUGGAAACACAACACAACUCACGACUACACAACCUGUUUCUGUGAUCACCUCACACACUUUGGCGUGCUGCUGGACAUAUCCAGGACUCCAAUUGAUGAAAAAAAUGAGAAAAUCCUCACUCUCAUCACGUACACAGGGUGUGGAGUGUCUUCUUUCUUCCUUGGUGUGACAGUGCUGACAUACACACUGCUGGAGAAGUUGAGAAGUGAUUACCCGUCUCAGAUCCUGCUAAACCUCUCCAUCGCACUGCUCGGCCUCAACCUCGUUUUCCUCGUUAACUCCUGGCUUUCUUCCUUUGGGGUGGCCGCACUCUGCGCUGCCGUGGCAACCACUCAGCAUUACUUCCUCUUGGCCUCAUUUACAUGGAUGUUCCUGGAGGCAGUGAACAUGUACUUAGCCCUCGUUAAAGUGUUCAACACCUACGUCUCUUCUUACAUCCUCAAAUUCUGCUUCAUCGGCUGGGGUGUUCCUCUCCUCGUCUGUUGUUCGGUGUUGGUGAUGAAACCCGACUCAUACGGACUCCUGCUGCUCGACAACUCAGACAUGUUCUGCUGGGUGUCAGACAGUGUGGUGUUCUACGUGUGUGUGGUGGGUGUAGUGGGGGUGAUUCUGCUGGUCAAUGCUUCCGUGUUCCUCUUAGUUCUGCUGCAGGUGAGGAGGGCGUGUUUGAGCGAGCACAGAGGUGUGAUGAAAGAGCUGCGAGGCGUCAUAAGUCUCACUCUGCUGCUCGGACUCUCCUGGAGCUCCGCCUUCCUCACCUGGGGAGAAGCCAGAGUCCUGUUACUCUACAUGUUCUCCAUCCUCAACAGCCUGCAAGGUUUCUUUAUUUUUUUAUUUCAAUGUCUGAUGAAGGAAAAUGUGCGUAAGCAGUGGAGAGUGCACCUGUGCUUCGGACGCUUCAAACUGCAGGAGUACUCAGAAUGGAGUCACACUCCUCCCAUCAUCAACAAACCCAAAAACACCCCAAUGCUGACUUUCCCCACUGCAGCUUCAGUCAGAUCCAAUAAAUCCAACUCAACUCAGAGCUCUUCAGCUUCCUCACACUGCACUGAACACCACUUCUCUGUGAACAGAGCUGACCUGGAUGUGGUGUAUCAGCAGAGCUUCAUCCUGCCUCGAGCACAGCGAGUACACACUCCACACCCUGAGGGCACACGGCACAACACACACUCUGUAAACUGGCUCCCUAAAGAGGUUCCUGACAACGACGGCUAUUUCAACUAACACUUUACACUGCUCUGGUGUGAUAAAUGUAGUGUGUAGUGUGUUCUGAGUAGUGUGUAGUGUGUAGUGUGUAGUGUGUAGUGAGUAGUGUGUAGUGUGUUCUGAGUAGUGUGUAGUGUCCUGAUAUUUUAUUUUCUUCACAUCCUAUAAUGACAUGUUUCUGUUUAAAUGAGCUGUGUGUUUACAUUCAGACACAAACUGAAGCAACUCAAUAAAUAUAACUCACAAUAUG
Molecule: messenger RNA, 3582 nt
Organism: Tachysurus fulvidraco (yellow catfish)
Lineage: Eukaryota; Metazoa; Chordata; Actinopteri; Siluriformes; Bagridae
Gene: adgrg4b
Product: adhesion G-protein coupled receptor G2
Exons: 27
Coding region: 159-3350 (1063 amino acids)
Biological process (GO): adenylate cyclase-activating G protein-coupled receptor signaling pathway; cell surface receptor signaling pathway
Cellular component (GO): membrane
Molecular function (GO): G protein-coupled receptor activity
Source: RefSeq, a predicted model, not a curated record